AUGAACGUGCACUGGAAGCCUCGCGGCGGCGUGCAGGCGUCGGUCGGUAUCAUCAACGCCGUCGAGUUUGACCCGGACCUGGAGUUGCUGUGGGUCAGUGAUAGCUUUGGCCGGCUGAUGAGCUUCACGACACAUAGCCAGACAAACACGCUCACCUGGACGGCGUACUCCUCCUUCCUCGCGUCGACGCGGCCGCUCUCCGGCAUUUUUUUUCUUCCGCUGGGUGGCGAAAAAAUUGUAACAGUGGCGGACCACAAUGUUAUUCGGGGUUACAAGCGGGGCGGUGCGCUUUUUCUCUGCCGCACCCUGCCACCGCAGACGCAGGACUACAUCGAGCUGUUUCAGACGCACGGCGGAACGGGGGUCGUCAGCUUCACCGGCAACGUUGGACUGACGCGCUUUUCCAUCGGCAACGAGGGCGCUGACCGAAGCGUCACGGUGCCGCUGGGCGAAUCCAAGGUGGUUGCGCUGCACCAGACGGAGCGGUGGAUUGUCACGGGCAGCACCUCCGGCAGCAUCGUCGUCCGUGACAGCAACGACCUGCAGGUUGUGGACAUGGUGCCAACGUCGCGACACCGUGUGCUGGCGAUGGAUGCGUACGACGACACCAUUGUGGCUGCCGUGGUGGAGCGUUCCAUGACAAGCGGCGUGAGGGUGUACGACGUACGCAAGAUGGCAGAGCCGGUGAUCGCAAUUGGUGGAAUUCCCUCCGACAGCGUCUCACAGGUGCGUCGGUACCGCGACUCAUUUGGCAUUUCAGCGGAUCGCGCAUUUGUUUUGACGUCGUGCGGCUUUCACAUUGUGCAGAUGGACCAGCCCUCCCCGGUGUUCAGCUCCAACGGAAUGGUGGAGGAUGCUUGCACGUCGGUGAGCGUCUCCCCCAACGGUAUGUGUGCCGCCAUUGGGAACGACAAGGGCUAUUUCAUCGCCCUGGCCCACCCGGCCACGCGUGAGGAUUACGUCAUGUCCCGCUUUGAAAAGCCCCAGCGGCCGGUGAACCCCGUCUUUACGCAGAGCUGGGCGGAGAAGAAGGAGGGCGAUACCUUCGCCUUCUUUGAUGAGACGGUGCCUGCGGCAGAGCUCGCCUCCAACUGGCCACCUGAGGAUUACAUGAUUCUCUCCGUUCCAGCUCCCACCCGUUGCCUUAACGUGGAGUCCCGCACUGUUUUGCAGAAUCGCUGGGGAUUCCUGCGGGCCGACUCCUAUCUGCCCGACCCCAAGGACAAAAUCACGUCGAACCUGCCUGACCCGUUCCCAUUCAACCUAGGGCUUGGUGACGACCCGGCGGCGGUGCAGCGGAAGCUGCAGGAUAUGAAAAAGGAUCAAAAACGGCGGUACUUUGACCUACGUGAGGGGACUGCCGGGGAGUACGCUCCGCUUGAACCGGCGAGGCAUGUCUGUUACAGCUCACACCACCGCUUUGACUGGGAAGGCCACAACGCGAUUCCACGGGACGUCGUGGGUCUGGACAACAGCUUCCCCGAGUGCUGGAUUACGACGCUGCUGCAGUCGCUAUACCUUUGUCACCCACCGGAGUACCCUGUUCGCAAGGUCAUUCUACGCCACCUCUGCACCCGCGAAUACUGCAUCGCCUGUGAGACGUCCUUUAUAUUUUCGAAUAUGCUGAUGACCUCCGCGACAGGGCUUAACCCGAUUGUGCAGGUUGCCAACUUAAUCCGCACCAUGUACAAGGUGCCUGCGACAGCUUCCCUCUUUGAGCCUGUCAAUUCCCGCGACGAGGCGGUAAAGCGGAUGCACACGGCACAGUUGGUUCUGCUUGAGGCGCUGCAUCGCGGGCUGCAGGAUGAGAAGGCGUACCCCUUCAUGGAACACAAACCCCCAUGCCCUGACUUUGAGCACUCCAUCGCGUACCUCUUUGGCACGGAGUUUUCAUCCGGUGGAAGAGUUCACUUGGAACCCCAGUUCUACUGGGAUGUUCCUUCCUCUGCACUCAAAGUGAAUGAGGGGCUGCAGCAUCUACUCAAACAAAUUGAAUCUUACAGAGAUCAGGUGCAGAUAAAACGUCUGCCUCCUAUUAUUGUAUUACGACUGAACCCUGAAGGUGGGACGCUAAAACCGCCGAGGUGUUUGCACAUCUCCCGCGAGGCGAAGGAGGAUUCCAAUUACGUUUUGUGCAGCAGCCUUAUCCAUCUCUCCGACGACGCCGACGACCCUGGUCGCUUUGUUAUUCAUCAACGCAUACUGGAUAAUCGUUUUAGUUUGGUGAAUGACUAUCGCGUGACGGCACCAAUGGAGGAGCAGGAGCUGGAGGAUUUGAUGCCCGCAUUUCACUCUCAUCGGGCUGUGGUGGCAUACUACGCCCUCGAUAAGCUGGCGGCGCCACCCUACAGUUUACAAGACGGUAACCGCCCGCCAAACAUGUUUGAGGUGCUUGGGCCGCUUCUACUAAAUGAUACUCUUGCGAAGCCCCUGCAGCGUGACCCAUCUGCGCAACGGUUUAAGUCGCCAUUAGCGUCAUUCUACGAGAUUAAAUCCAAUGACCUUGUCGCCUUGGAUGCGGAGUACGUGGUGCUGAACUGGAGCAGUCGUUGCAUUGAUGCAGGACUCGAGAAUAACUCGUUGCAUAAGACGCAUAUGGCACUGGCACGUUUGAGUUGCAUUUUAAGCAGCGCCCCGGGAGAUGAGCGGACAAUUGUGGACGAUUACGUGCACACACCUGAGGUAAUUGAGGACUACGUGACGCAGUACAGUGGUAUUCACCCCGGGGACCUGGACCCGCUUAAAUCCUCCAAGUGCCUGACAAGCCGCAAGGCAACGUACUUGAAGCUUCGUGCCUUGGUGGAUCGCGGUGUUGUGUUCGUGGGUCACGGGCUAUACCAAGACUUCCGCGUCUGCAACAUUGCGGUCCCUGCCGAGCAAAUCAUUGACACUCUAAUGAUGUUUCACAAGCCUGGCGGCAGGUACCUUUCACUCCGCUUCCUUGCCUAUCACGUGCUAGGGGAGCGUGUGCAGGAGGGUGAGCAUGACUCUGUGGAGGAUGCCCGCACCUCGCUGCGCCUGUACCGCAAGUACCAGCAGCUGGUGAGCGAAGGGACAUUUGACACCGUCCUCGACAAGCUUUUGGCGACCGGGGCGGAGACAAGCUGGUACGUGCCGGAAGGCCGCGAUGCCUUUGGCGUAUCCUCUGUGGCCUUCACCGGCGCAACUGGGUCGCCAGUGUUCCCUGACGCACCUUCGACGCUGGUGGCCGCGGAGGUUGUUGAGAGCGUUGAAUUUACCCCCACAGAGUAG
This is a messenger RNA of Trypanosoma rangeli, 3252 nucleotides long. Its product is annotated as putative cysteine peptidase, Clan CA, family C19. The coding region runs from base 1 to 3252 and encodes 1083 amino acids. Gene Ontology annotation, molecular function: protein binding; nucleic acid binding. Gene Ontology annotation, cellular component: P-body; PAN complex. The transcript has a single exon. NCBI's taxonomy places the organism in Eukaryota, Euglenozoa, Kinetoplastea, Trypanosomatida, Trypanosomatidae. Gene Ontology annotation, biological process: nuclear-transcribed mRNA poly(A) tail shortening. The record is from RefSeq and is a predicted model, not a curated record.